Molecule: messenger RNA, 2214 nt
Organism: Durusdinium trenchii
Lineage: Eukaryota; Dinophyceae; Suessiales; Symbiodiniaceae
Source: the annotation of a GenBank genome assembly
AUGACAUCAGCUCAAAAAGCUUGGCUUCAGUCACCACCGACCAACUACAGGAUGCGUGAAGACUUGGGAAUGGUUGAGAGUGUGAACCUGGUCCCCCCACAGGCCUGUUUCGCUGUCAAGGGGUGGAACAGAAGCCUCGCUCUUCUCGGGGUGUGCUACUGUGCUUUCCAGACUCCAGCUCUCCUGGAGGCCAGGAGUUUCAGCACCAUCUACGCGAAUAGCGUUGAGCCGGAUAUCACACGUGUGGUCAACACCAAUCGUGGAGUGACCAUGUCAACGGUGGGUGUGCGGCGGAGGCCAAAUGCCUUCAACAUCGUAUGGCAACUUGAACUCUUGGUUCGGAGUGGAGUGAGUGAGCAGAACGCCAUCACUUCCUUGGAGGCCAUGACCUAUGAGACUGCUGCCCAAGUGGCCAGCGUGUACUCGCUGGGCAAGAUGGAGAGCGCCGCGGCUGUGGCACUCCUGCACAAAGUGCCGAAGCCAAUCAAGGAAGCAGUGACCAUCAUGGUGAGGUUUGACCUCCGACACGGAGACGGAGAUAUCGGCUUGAUGUUGGAAUCUUCAGUACCUCCACCGGACCUGCUGAAGAUCAGCAUCUUCAGCCAUCACCUACAGAAGUUCUCUAUGGAGGCUGAGAAGCAGAACCGGGAUCGAGCCGCCAAGACCUUUGGCAGCAAUGAAACACAGCUGUCGCAGCAGCUCUUGCAAACAACCAUGGAACAGCUGAAGCUUACCAUAGAAGGUGACUUGAUGAAACUUCGGCAAUGGAUGGGGCGCUGGGAUGUGUUCGCAUCUCAGCAGGGGAUGCUCGAUGUAAAGUACAUGGAGGACCGUUAUUUGAGGGGCAAGACUUUUUGCAAUGAAUUCUUGGAGAGCCGCCACAAGCUUUUAUGCCUUAACCAGCUGAAUCUGGGGCACGCGGCCAUAGUCUCCAUGCAGUCGGAGAUGGGGCCUGACACGGUCACCAUCAUCGUGAUGGAUUGCACCUUGUGGCCUUCGCGCCACCUGUUGAUCGACGAGGCCAUCUCUUUGAGCCAUGCGAUUUCUUCAGGGAACACCAACACAUUAUGCUUCGCGUGUCUCCCGCAAAUUCACUCUUCAACCACCAUGGCAACGGUGAUGAAGAACCGGCGACUUUUGGAGGACAAACUUCUGGCGUGCAUGGGCAGCAAGAGAGUAAGAUGUCGAAGGUUUGGAUUCCAAACGGCAGGCAUCGCUUCAAUGGCUGGAACAAGUCCCACAUGGCAGAGGAGUCGGUCAUUAUUGGGAUCCCUGAAUGGGAUCCCCAGAAGCCGGGUUCAAGACCUUCAGAACCCCGAUCCUGAUCACCCUCUUGCACCUCACUGGCGGGUCCAACAGCGCGGGAUCAAAGCGACCACCCAGAUCAUUGCUGGCCUCCUGGAGGGGGUCGUCACCACCCCCAAGCAGCCGGUAUUGAUCGUAGACCUUUUGCCAACGAGAUUUGCCGAGUGGGGCCGGGCCGCCUGGAACCUACAAAAGCGGCUGCUCAACGAUGAGGAUCUAUUGGAGAACCAUCCCGAGAUCAGGUUUGCAGCUUUGUAUCACGCAGACAACGCUGCUGACCACACCAACUGCAAGGAGGCAGUAACCGGUCUCAUCAUGAGCGAGCACUGGGAUUGUUCGGACCAAGCAGGUUCAAAGUCGAGGGGCCGCGCUGCAUUUGGGGAGCCCUUACCGAGCCUGGAAACUUUGGCUGUGGUGGAUGGAGAAGUGAAGACCCUCAACAAUCAAUUAGUUGUUCAUCAAUCAGUUUUUUACUGUUCAUGGAUGGCCCUAAAAGAUUUAAGAACAGUCCAGGGAUCAAAAACGCCCUCCAUCAGCGCCCAACUCAGGAUUCCGGAUAUGGUGCAGCAAAAGCUGACCGGACAACAGGAGUUCUUGAAGCGGUGCUUGGAUGACAUAGCUGCGGACACCAAGUUUACGACAUCCCUGAAGAGUUGGCAUGCAUCAUCAGCUACACCUACAGCUACAACCUCGUCGGCCCCUUCAGGCCCUCCCGCUGAGCGGCCUCCUCGAACUCUGGGUACGCCUGAGUGGGGCAGCGAUGGACCCUGGAACUUUCGUCGGGCAAUCAAUGGUUUGGAGUCGAUGCCGGCUGUUGACUUUGAGCCACUGAACCCGCCGCUUCGAAACAAAUAUGAAAAAGCUUUACUUUGUGGCAAGGUAGUUUUGUCAAUAUACCCUGUCAUCUGA